This is a messenger RNA of Eublepharis macularius, 3584 nucleotides long. It is a transcript of the gene HACD1, whose product is annotated as 3-hydroxyacyl-CoA dehydratase 1. Gene Ontology annotation, molecular function: 3-hydroxyacyl-CoA dehydratase activity. The record is from RefSeq and is a predicted model, not a curated record. Bases 20 to 880 code for a protein of 286 amino acids. The transcript has 7 exons. Lineage: Eukaryota; Metazoa; Chordata; Lepidosauria; Squamata; Eublepharidae. Gene Ontology annotation, biological process: very long-chain fatty acid biosynthetic process; fatty acid elongation; sphingolipid biosynthetic process. Gene Ontology annotation, cellular component: endoplasmic reticulum membrane.
UCCGGCUCGCCGAAGACAGAUGGGGCGAGCGCCGGAGUCGGCUCCAGCUGUCGGCGCGGCGCCCUCCUCCUCCUCCUCCUUUUCCGUCCCCCCGCGCGCCCCCGUCUAUCUCCGCCUCGAGCCGGCGAGGGAGCCCAUGGCGUCCAGCGAGGAGGACGGAGCCGGCAACGGCUCGGUGGAAGAGAAGGAGAGUGGCAAGAAGGCACACCGGCGGCGCGGCGCGGUGACCACCGCCUGGCUAAUCUUCUACAACAUCGCCAUGACCGCGGGGUGGCUGGUGUUGGCCAUUGCCAUGGCGCGUUUUUACUUAGAGAAUGGAACACACAAAGGCAUAUACAAAAGCAUUCAAAAGACACUUAAAUUUUUCCAGACUUUUGCUUUGCUUGAGAUAGUCCACUGUGCAGUUGGAUUAGUACACACCUCUGUGCUUGUGACUGGGGUCCAAGUGAGUUCCAGAAUCUUCAUGGUGUGGUUCAUUACGCAUAGUAUAAAGCAGAUCCAGAAUGAGGAGAGUGUUAUUCUUUUUCUGGUCGUAUGGACUGUGACAGAGAUCACUCGAUAUUCCUUCUACACAUUCAAUAUGCUCAACCACUUGCCAUACUUCAUAAAAUGGGCCAGGUACAAUUUUUUCAUCAUUUUAUAUCCUGUGGGAGUUGUUGGUGAGCUUCUAACUAUUUAUGCUGCCUUACCUUAUGUGAAGAGAUCGGGCAUGUUUUCAGUGAGGCUUCCCAACAAGUAUAACGUCUCUUUCGACUAUUACUACUUCCUGCUAAUCGUCAUGGCUUCUUAUGUACCAAUGUUUCCACAAUUGUACUUCCACAUGCUGCGUCAGAGAAGAAAAGUGCUUCAUGGUGAAGUGAUUGUAGAAAAGGAUGAUUAAUACAACCCUGUAAUCACAGUGGGGUUUUUUUUCAGAGUAACAAACCAAAACUUUAUUGUGUUGCACGAGUCCAAGUUUGAAAUCAUGGAACAAGACUAACUAGUGCACAAAAUGAGUCUUGAUCAUACUAUUUCUUAACAGUAAUAUUUUCAGACUUUACUUUUCAACUUUGCAUUCAUCUUUCUGUCCUCCUCACCCUCGGUUUGCUUUUAGGCAAGUUAUGUGUUUCCCAGUGUUUUUAUUAUAUAAAAAAUCUGAAAAAUACUGCUGUUUAAAAAGCCCUUGGUUCUAUAUUCUAGAAGGAUUUGACAAUAUUCUGAAAAUUAUCAUUAAUACAGUUAGGUAAAUUUCAGUGUGUCCCAGCUUGGAACCAGAGAGUCCUAUGCGUACUCUUCAAAGCAUUUAUAUGUAUACUUGAAAAAAGAGUCCACCCCCUUCCAGAUCUAGCUCCUUGUACAUUGUACCAGGCAGGCUUUUCAGGAGGCAUGAGACAAUGAUGAAAGGGAAACCCAAAACUCCCCCAUUUGCCAUUGGGAGCACCCCGAACAGCACUUUGGGCCCCAACCAGCAUCUUAUUUCGAUGUCUGUCUGGGGCUACAAUAUUUUAUUUCAUCAAUAUUACAUAUAGUUCAUCAACUAUCGAAUUAGUCUGUAAAUUUUACACAUUCUAAGCCUUGGAUCAGAUUAUGAGAUUACAUCGAAUUUGUUAAUUAAAGAGGCAAUGUUGGGACUGGUCUUAAAUUCAGCCAUAAUUUAAGAAGCUCUCUACAAGCAAUUGCCCAUUUAAAAUAAGUUACUAAUUUAUACUAUACCUGCAGUAUCUUUCACUUAAAAACACUUUAAAAUUGUCCAGUGAAUGUUUUUGUUCAUUGUUUUAAAUGAGAUGUAUUUUUUGUAUAUAAAUAAAGUGGAAAAGUGCUGAAAUUUGAUUACUAUGUUCUGAUGUAAUAGCAGUCCAGGAUAAAUGAAAUUUUAGUUUGCUUUGUCAUAGAAGGAAUAUUUAAUAACCUGUUCCUAUUUAUUUAAAUCCGCCUAGCUUAACAUUUAAAAUGGAUCCUCCCCCAAAAUCACACAACUAGUUCCAUGUGCUCAAGGCAGCUUGGUACUACCACAUUGCAACCACUGUUGAAACUGAUGUACUGUUGUUCAAAGGAAGAUGUCAAAAAUUACAGUGCAAGUCUGGAUCCCAGCCACUGUACCUUAAAGAAAUCUCAUAAAGCACAUGUAGUAACAAAGUCAGACUAAGUGUACAGGCUUUUUAAAGAGUUGGAUCCAGGUUCCCCAGACCAACUCGAGUUCCCCACAGCCACAUGCAGAAGGAAGGCCUCCUGCUUCCCCCUGCCCCAAGCCAUUUCCCUUUGUUAAAAAGCAUGAGAGGAGGGUAUCUCCCUGUUUUUACUGCUCUAUGUGCCCAGAAUACUCCACAUCGAGUGGCAAAAACUGCUUGAGAGGGGAGGAAGGAGCCCUUCCUUGCCCCAUUGGGGCAUUCUGAUGCUAUUUGAAAUCUCAUUUAUUUUUUAACAGCCAUUCCCCACAGCUGCUGUGUGGCUGUGAAGAACUCAAGUUGGGUUUAGGGAACCCUGACCCAACUCUUUAAAAGCCUGGAUGUUUUGUUUGAUCUCCAGAUAAACAUUUGGAUAAGAUCACUAGAUAGGGUUUUUUCCAUAUCUGCCACCCUCUCACAUGCCCUAAAAUUGGCUCAAGAGUCCCUCCAAACUAGCUUUUGAAGGAGGGAGUCGGUAGAUGGAGAUGGGAACUGGUGACCUUCCUCCUCGCACUAGUAGCAGGAUUUUUGGAUCCAAGCCACAAUGUGGGGAUUGGAACGGGUUGUGAAUCUUUCUUCAAAUAUAUUUCAUUUUGUGUUAAAUCCUUCAAAGUUUGUGUAUUUACAGUUUUGCUGAAAAAAUCAUUAAAAGGUGCACUUGUUACUGUAACAUUGUCUUGGUAAUAUAACAACUUUAUUUUGUGGGGGCGUUUCCUACAAUAAAGUGAACAAAGGUGCUCUAACCAUUUUUUUCAUGUUACAUAAAUUUGAAGUACUUUGAUAUAUUAACAUACAAAGUUGCUGAGUUUUAAUUUAUGUACUUGCACACAAACUCAUGUUUAGAUUAAAGGUUCUUAAAUUGCAUUAAUUAUAUAUUUUAAAUACACGUUUAAUCCUAAAUUUCUUUUUAAAAAUUUAAACUGUUUCUUACAAUAUAUGCCAGCAGUUUUCGUUACAUGUUUCAGAAUUAGUACAGAGAACUAACUUCAUGGAAAGAUCUACUAUUUCUGUAUGGUGAAUAGAGUUGCCUUUUUCCCUAGCAUUUUAAUUAAUUAAUGCAUAAGUUUAUUAUGUGCCUCAUCAUCUUGCUGAUCUAAUUUGGACAUGCUGCAAUGGUGCUCUGAAUACAAAUAUUUGGUUCUCAUGUAUGUUGUUGUUUAACUUGAGGAUGUUAUCGUACAGUAAGGAAAUAUUGUAGGUAUUCUUUUUUACCAUUUUGUACAUCCAAUAUUAAACAAUACCUCUUCUUGCACUCAAGAUUUCUGAUUUUGCACAGAAUGCUGAUAUUCCUGAGUGUAUUUUAAUAAUUAAAUGUUUAAGACAAUUUAUAGACAUAUUGUGCCAAAAAUGUACUAUAAAUAAAUUAUUCACCCAUAGCCAUUUUUUAAAAUUAUUCUGCAAUUUACAGAGGCACAGAAUAUAAAAACAUUUCAAUCAGGA